AGCAAAUCGAAGACAAUCGAGACGCUCCAAAAAUGAAGCCAUUGAAGGACUUGCUGAACCCUAAGAUGGAUCAGGAUAAUUUCAGGACUGCUACGGGGUUGUUGAUGCCUGAUACGAACAAACAAUUGGCGCAGAUCGACAAGCAAAUGCAAGAACGGUCGAGAUUGAAGCUGCCGUUUAUUAUGCGUUUGAGGUCGAAAUUGUUAUCGUGAAAUACUAGAGUUUGAUUUGUUGUGAUGAACAUGAACUUCUCAGAAUAGUACAUGAUGUGUAUCGUCUGUGUACUUAUAAAGCAUCACACUCAGUUUUUUUUCACCAAUCAGUUCUAUGUUGAACGUCAUUUUAAGUAUUUAAUAAUCAGCAUCAGGAUCAACAAAGAUGAAGUUGAAGAAAGCUCUAAGGGGCACGUCCAGUCCCUACUCGAUGAUAUGGCCAAGCGGGACCCGCCUCCGGUAAAAGUCGAAGCGGUGGACUUGCCGACGAAAGAGGAGCUCCGGAAUGGUGAGGUUUACUACACGUUGAAUCAGCGCAUCGAGGAGCGCGAACCCGGCACUCGUACCAGGUACCAGACGUUUGCGAAUUACGACUUGUACAAUAAGAAUGCUCUCUUUGAAGAGGCAGGGCGGUUGAGGAAGCCGGCUUUGGGGAAGUUUCAGUGCACCUACAGUCCCGUGAAACAACCAGCGGCGUUGAAAGUCAGAGAAGAAAUGCAGAAGAGUGGGGCAUUGAUGAGCGCGGGGAGUAGAAUUCUUGGAGGUGGUGGUGGGAAGUAAUUAUAAGAUUCUUGACUAUCUAAGGUUCAACAACUUAUAAGUUAAAUGUCCCACUUCUCCGAAGACGAGGAAGACAAGGAUUCUCCUUUUCUUCGGCUCGUUGUUGUACUUACUCUCUUCAGCUGCCUAUGACGAUCACCUUUUUGUUGCAUCUGCAACUUUUGGAGCACAAUGUUCGAGUUUUGAAGCACAAUGUUCGAAUUUAUUAUCCGCAACUUGUUUCAUUGAAGUUGAAGCACAUUUUACUGUCCUGUCCCUGAAAUUGAAUAUGUUGAAUCCGUAGCGAAUCUGUGAUCUUAAGUCAAGUUUUACAAUUUCACGAGUCGCGAUAGUGUGUAAUUUGUUGUUGUCUGGCUGUUGUCUGGCCCACGCAAAUGCCAAAACCUGGGUGAUCUAGCGAACGCUGCCAUCGAUAUGGAAUCCCAUGCCUUUCUUUCAUGUAACUUUAAUUCUUGCCUGUGUUCCACACAAGCACACACUAAAUGAUAA
Amoebophrya sp. A25 is the source of this 1262-nucleotide messenger RNA. Lineage: Eukaryota; Dinophyceae; Syndiniales; Amoebophryaceae. The record is from the annotation of a GenBank genome assembly.